Messenger RNA from Vicia villosa (hairy vetch), 2470 nucleotides. RefSeq lists its product as hypothetical. Bases 154 to 1857 code for a protein of 567 amino acids. NCBI's taxonomy places the organism in Eukaryota, Viridiplantae, Streptophyta, Magnoliopsida, Fabales, Fabaceae. The record is from RefSeq and is a predicted model, not a curated record. The transcript has 2 exons.
CAGUAUUAUAAUAUAACCUAGUAUUUUUCAAACAUAAACAAGAAGAGCAUCAUCGUAGAUUCCUUGAGGGAAAACAAUUGUUGAAAAAAAGCAAAUGAAAAAGUGUCGGUAGAUCAAUAAAUGUUUCAAGUGUGCGAUCUAUGAGCAGUGGAGAUGCUUGGCUCCACGUGCUUUUGUUGGAAUUCAAUUUCAUUUGAUCAAUCGUUUCCAAAUCACCCUCAAAUCUUUUCUCUUCCUUCACCCCUCCCUCAAUGGCCUCAAGCAGGACAAGGUUUUGCAUCAGGAGUUGUGAAUCUUGGUGAAAUUGAAGUUUUCAAGGUUACACGGUUUGAUUUCAUUUGGAGCAGUGCUAUUCUAGACUUUAAAAAAGCUGUUAUAUUCUACAAGCCUGUGGGAAUACCUAACAGUUUCCAUGUCCUUGGUCACUAUUGUCAAACCAGUGACAAGCCUUUAAGGGGUUUUGUACUUGUUGCGAAGGAAGCACGAACUUGCAUGACCGAAACUAAUGAGGAAAAGUUACCUCCUCUGAGGAAUCCUGUUGAUUUUAAGUUGGUUUGGAGUUCGAAUGAGCCCGGCAGUCUUGAAAUUUCAAGUGGAUGUGGUUAUUUUUGGCUACCCGAACCUCCCGAAGGUUACAAGGCUGUUGGAUACUUUGUUUCAAACAAACCGAACAAGCCUGAGUUGGAUGAAAUGUGUUGUGUUCGUGCUGAUCUAACUGAUAAAUGUGAACCUUAUCGUGUAACAUUUGCUGUUAGUUCUAGAACUCCGGAGUUUUCGUUUCAGGUAUGGAGCUCAAGACCUUGUGACCGUGGCAUGCUAGGGAAAGGUGUUUCUGUUGGGACUUUUCUCUGCAAUAGUGGUUUGAGUAAUGGAGAAGAGCACCCUGUUGCAUGCUUGAAGAACCUGAAUCCUGCUCUGCCAUCAAUGCCUAAUUUGCAACAAAUUCACGCACUUACUGAACAUUAUGGCCCUACUCUUUUCUUUCAUCCUGAGGAAAUUUACUUGCCUUCUUCUGUUGAUUGGUUUUUCAACACCGGAGCCCUUUUAUACCAAAAGGGUGAGUCUGCGGGAGAGGGAAUCGAUGCAGCCGGCUCAAAUUUACCAUGUGGAGGAUCAAAUGAUGGCCAAUUUUGGAUAGAUUUGCCAAAUGAUGGUCGGAGGGAUCUCGUCAAACGCGGGGACUUAAAAAGUGCAAAGCUUUAUAUUCAUGUAAAACCAGCUCUUGGUGGGACUUUUACCGACAUUGCAAUGUGGAUAUUUUGCCCCUUCAAUGGGCCAGCCACUUUGAAAAUUGGACUCAAGAGUAUACCUUUGAGCAAGAUUGGAGAGCAUGUUGGGGAUUGGGAACAUUUCACGCUUCGUAUAUGCAACUUCGCCGGAGAGCUCUAUAGUAUAUACUUCUCGCAGCAUAGUGGCGGUGAAUGGGUGGACACGUGUGACUUGGAUUAUAUUGAUGGCAAUAAAGCUAUUGUUUACUCGUCAAAAAGUGGACAUGCAAGUUACCCUCGUCCUGGAACAUAUAUCCAAGGAUCUUCAAAACUAGGUCUUGGCAUUAGGAACGAUGCUGUUCGUAGUAAUUUUUACGUGGAUUCGAGUAUCCAUUAUGAGAUUUUUGCAGCUGAAUAUCUUGGAAAUGUUGUCCCUGAGCCUAAUUGGUUGCAGUUUAUGAGACAGUGGGGUCCCAAAAUUGUUUAUGAUUCAAAAACUGAAUUGGAUAAGAUUAUCAACGCGCUUCCUCACGUGCUUCGGUCUUCAAUGAGAAACUUGUUUAACAAGCUUCCGUUGGAGCUGUAUGGCGAGGAAGGUCCUACUGGGCCUAAAGAGAAAAAUAACUGGAUACAAGAUGAGAGAUGGUGAGAUCUGAUGAUUUGUACACUACUGAUGGAAUAGUAGCAGAUCUCUCACCACAAUUGGGUUGAAUCGAAUGAGAAUUCUUAGACUCAUUGCCUCUGUUUGGCAUUCAACAUGUUUUGCAGAUCCAAAUUUAUUUACCACGAGACUUUACAAGAAAAAUGCAGUAAUGUAUUAAGGGCCGGCGCAGUCGAAGAAUCAUAUACCCAACACGUGUUAGAAAUGUUUUAAGGGCCGGCGCAGUUUCUUCUGCAUAUUCUGCAAAGGCCAAAAGCAGCUCAAGGCAUUGAGCAUCUCACAGUUCUAUAAUUUCCUCAACAAAUUGGGCAUUUAGAAUUUUGACGCACCAACUUGAGGUGGGAUUAUGAGAAAUAUUGUUAAAUAUGUGUUAUAGAAGCUGUAAUCUCCAUUUUUAUAGAUUUAUAGAUGAGGAAAUCUCAACAUAUCAUAUAUCUUUAACCAAUUGAUAGGCAUUAGCUAUUGUAGGAAUGUUUAUAGGAUUAACAUUAGAGGUAUAUUCUUUGAGUAAUUGUAGGAGGUUGGAGUCUAAUUUUUUAUGUUUAUUCUUGUAUAUAUAUUCUUAUAAUAUCAGUGGAAAAGUUUGACAGAUUCCAUUCUU